Molecule: messenger RNA, 1425 nt
Organism: Fusarium proliferatum ET1
Lineage: Eukaryota; Fungi; Ascomycota; Sordariomycetes; Hypocreales; Nectriaceae
Exons: 7
Coding region: 1-1425 (474 amino acids)
Source: RefSeq, a predicted model, not a curated record
AUGGGACCAUCAAAUGAUAAAAGUCUUGCCAAGUCCACUGCUUUGCACGCCAUAGACUGGCUAGAUGAACAUGACGACACGGAUGGCUACCAUUUCAAAAUCUGUGAGCCUCGCAUUAAUGACGACAGCGAAUAUCAGCAUGACUUGGCGUUCUAUCUACGUAACAUUUCACACCUGGUAGCUCUAGACGAAUUCAGGCUAACGACUGAGGAUAGCACACGCAUCGUAAAGGUACGACUUCGACUUUCCGCAGUUGCGGUUCAACAAAACAUGACUUUGGAGGCUGCUAUCCGAACCCUCUGCAAGUCCAUGAUGACUGCCGGGCCAGAAGGUGGACAAAUCUUUGUCAAAAGUCUGACGCGAAGAUCCAUCUGGGAUUCUUACAGAAGACCCCGCGAAUUUUCGAGUUUGGCGGAGGACAUCAUAACAGAAAGCCGGCCCUAUCUGUGCCCUACAUUUAUGGUUUUCGCAUUUACGGCCUUAGCCGGACUACAUGAUUGCUUCCACCUUAUGCAACAUUUUUAUGAUAUUGACCUGGAAGAGACAUUUAAUCUUCAAGAUUUUAUUAAGGAAGUCCUCCCGACCGUUAGGAUUGUACUCACGUUCUUCUCUCAAAGGACGUCAGCAGGUGAGUCUUUGGAUGAGGAGAGGGCAAAGUUCAACUAUUGCAUCCAGCACUUCACCCGGAGCUACGAUGGGGUCCUAGACCGCUUUGGAAGAGUUCAAUGGCAUAUGUCGCUUCGAGAUAUAGGCUGGAUGUACUUGGUGUGCAAUAGCCUUUGCAAAAUGUCAAAUGCGGCUUCAAGUGUCCUAGUUCUGAGAAGAGACCUUCUUAAUGAACUCAUGGGUGCCUCAACCCAAACGCAGAACGAUGCGAUCAAAGGCGGUGUAGUCGCCCUGGGGUCCCUCUGGGUUAGCGCUUCUAAAUUUUCUGCCAUUGUGGCUGCUGGCUCCGUUACUGCUGCUGCUACUGCUGCUGGCGUUUCGACUGCCGUCGCCCUUGCUGUGCCUAUUAUAGCAUGUGGUGUUGUAUUCAGGAGUGCGAUAUGGGCUUGUGAUAGUCAGGGAAAGAACAGAGAGCUUACUUCUCAGAGCAACAAGUUCCAAGCAGUCUUCAAUAUUACCACUGUAACCUGGACGAGCAUCUACCAUAUGCGCCUUGCCUUGGAAUGGUUCCGUCUUCAUGAAGGGGAAGAUCCUUCGGCUCUCCAAUUCCCUAACCCAGCGGUUCAAGGGGUGUGGCAAACAUUUAUAGACAGCUAUAAUACCGUCACUCGUGGUAACAAUGUGGGCAGUUUCGGUGUAGAGCGAUUGCUUUCUAUCUGGAUAAAUGAGCAAGUGCGCUUGUUGAGAGAACAUAGGCAAGCACUCACCACUACAUUAGCAUCCUCAUAUGGUUGGGCAGAUCAUACCGAAUUCAGUUAA